Pogoniulus pusillus (Red-fronted tinkerbird) is the source of this 2294-nucleotide messenger RNA. RefSeq names its product YAE1 maturation factor of ABCE1 (gene YAE1). Lineage: Eukaryota; Metazoa; Chordata; Aves; Piciformes; Lybiidae. The transcript is spliced from 4 exons. The record is from RefSeq and is a predicted model, not a curated record. Bases 619 to 1284 code for a protein of 221 amino acids.
AGGUCAUGCCUGACACACAGGGACCUCGAGGAUCGAGAAGCCAACAGGGUGAGUUUUUCAGACUCCACAAUUUACGACUGAAAUGAGGAGAAAAGCUCUGUAACCCGGGGAACGCACUCCCCCCGGGCUUUGCCUGAGGGCAGCGCGCACGGCCUGAGGCAGCCGCACGCUCCCCUGCUCCGGAGAGCUGGACUAGAGGGUCACGGUAAGGCCUCUCACCCUGGCCGGUACCGGACAACCCAGAACAGAGAGGCUGGGGCUGGCCACUCUGCCACUCCUCCUAGACCAGGCUGUGCCCACACACAAGAUGAGCGCCCACCUCCAGCGUCUCAGAUGAGCUCUGACGCCCCGCGGCUGCGGGCUAAGAUGGCGCCCAUCGACCUGCAGCCUCCGCUUGCCCUCGGCCAACAUGGCAGCCGCUCAGAUACACCCUGAUGGUAAACACCAUCCACGUUUCACGUGGAAAGAGAGCAGAGCUUGAAUAACCCGCUCCUGGCGUGAUUUCUCUUCAGAACUCACCUGAACUUCUAAUCUGAGGUUUAGCCAGAAGGUUCUUUUGAGAGCUCCUCAAGUGUUUUUAUUGCCACAUAAACAGAGGUCAUAGUCAUCACUGCUGUUAUGUCCUGGGUACACGUUGCAGUCAGCCGGUCCAGUGAGGAUAUAUUUGAUGAAGAUGCAGAUGAAACGUGUCUACUCCAGAAAGAAUGGAACAGCACCAUGAGAAGGAGAUUGAAGGAAGGCUACAGGGAUGGAGUUGAGGCUGGGAAAGAACUUGCACUCCAGGAAGGCUUUAAUCAAGGUUACAGACACGGCGCUGAGCUGAUGAUGACAUGUGGCCAGUUCAGAGGAACCCUGAAUGCUCUGUUAUCCUGGUGUCAUUUUAAUGGACAUGAUUCUGCUUUGAGUGAGAUAAAUAAUCUUCUUGAUAUGGUUGGAAAGCAUGAAGAGGACAUCCUGAAGUAUCUGAAUUCUAUUGAACAACAGCCACAUAUUGGACAAAUUUUAGACUCUGUUCAGGACAUGGACCUUAAUCACACAGCUCCAGCUGGGACAGAGUCCAAUGAAGAUAAAACCAGAAAUCAUGAAGACAUUGGCAGCUUUGGUGGAAACAUUUGUAGAAGCAAUGAUGAGGUUGGUUCCCUGCAGCCUGAUGGCAAGGCAAAACUCUUCACAGAUCCUGAAAGGUCAACCCUUGCUUGGGUUAAAAAGCAGACUAUUUGGCUAGUAGAGCAACUUGGCUUAUCACUGAGUAUAGUCCAUCAUGUCCAGCAGUUGGAACACUAGUUGUUGUGUCUCGUGGUGUAUCACAUUCUCUCAGCUGAAUUUGAUUGUCAGUUCAUGGCCCAUGUACAGGCUGAUGCAUCACUUCUUCUUAGGGAAACCUGACUUUGAUACAUCCCAGUAGGAGUAAUUUCUGUAAAUCUUCACCAUACUUUGGCUCCUGGCAAAAAACUUGUCUUCAGUCUUAACUUUCACAGAAAGAGGAAGUGGUUUCUAAAGCUCUACAAAGAUUUACUAAACAAGUUUCUGUUCUGUAUCAGAAGCUGUCAUUUCACACUCGCUCGCUCUCUUUCGCAGAGGUUUGCAAAUGGAGCAGGUCCCUUAAGUAUCCCCUCUAAGCAGGUACACUUUAUUAUCUAAAAAAUAAAUUUCCCAUUUGUCAAGUGCUGUGGACAAGCACUUCUUGCAGAAUAAGCUGCUGGUUGUGGUAUUCUAACACAAAAAAGAAGAGGAUUUGCUGCUGAUUUCUUGAGUGCUGUGACUCGUCGCUAUAUAAAAUGUAGACAUUUUCUACCUUUUGUCAGAUUCUUCACUUUUGUAACCACUGUUCAGUGCAUUUUCACAGUUUAAAACUUUUUCUUUCUCAUACAGUUCUGGUUACUUCUGCUGAAAACACCAUUCUUUUCAAAUGCAGUAUUACUGACAAUUCCUUUGCUUUCCUGUUAGACCAUUCACACCUAUCCUUGUUAGACCACACUGAACAUGUUUCCUGUCUAAUGAACUUCGUCAUGUUAUAUUUAUUUUACCAGUUUCUCUAGCCUGAACUCUUUCCCUCAUUCCUCUAGUGUUUUCCCAAACUCUGAACAGAAGCCAGGCUACUUUACCUUCUCUCAGAAACCCUUGCCAGUCACACAUGCAUAUAUCUGACACCUUUGUGUGCCAAUGGUCUGUACUGGACUGCUUUUCCUGUUGUUUGCCUUACCUGUAGCUGCAAAGUGCUCUAGUCAGGAAGUGGUUUAUUUGUCAACGUCUAUCUCCAUUUUACACUAAUUAAACUGAUUUACAGGAAAUAA